AUGGUUAAUGAGGGAAUUGUCUUAGGACAUAAAAUUUCCAAGAACGGAAUUGAAGUGGAUAAAGCAAAGGUGGAUGUAAUUGAAAGAUUACCACCUCCAGUUAAUGUGAAAGGAGUUAGAAGUUUCUUAGGCCAUGCUGGUACCAAAAUUACUGUGUUUACCGAUCAUGCUGCCAUUAAGUACUUACUUAUGAAGAAAGAUGCUAAACCAAGGCUAAUUUGUUGGAUACUUUUAGUUCAAGAAUAUGACCUUGAGAUCCAAGGCAGAAAAUGUGUUGAAAAUAAAGUAGUUGAUCAUCUAUCGAGGUUAGAACAAAAGGGGGUAACUUCUUCACUUGUUCCAAUUAAUGAGAAUUUUCCUGAUGAGCAUAUCUUCGAGAUGCCAAAGAACGGAAACAUAUCAAGGAGGAAUGAGAUGCCUUUGACAAAUAUUUUAGAGGUAGAACUAUUCAAUGUAUGGGGCAUUGAUUUUCUAGGCCCGUUUUCUUCUUCUUAUGGGAACAAGUAUAUUUUGGUAGCUGUGGACUAUGUAUCCAAGUGGGUUGAAGCCGAGGCGUGGCUUAAGUGGUUGCUUGACAAGUAUGAUGUGAAACAUAGGAUUGCUACUGCCUAUCACCCACAGUCAAAUGGGCAAGUUGAAAGGGUGAAUCAAGAAAUCAAAGGUAUCCUUGAGAGGGUGGUGUACCCUAACAGAAAAGAUUGGUCUCGAAGGCUCGAUGAUGCUUUAUGGGCCUAUUGA
Messenger RNA from Gossypium raimondii (Peruvian cotton), 738 nucleotides. RefSeq lists its product as uncharacterized. Gene Ontology annotation, molecular function: nucleic acid binding. Gene Ontology annotation, biological process: DNA integration. The record is from RefSeq and is a predicted model, not a curated record. Lineage: Eukaryota; Viridiplantae; Streptophyta; Magnoliopsida; Malvales; Malvaceae. The transcript is spliced from 4 exons. Bases 1 to 738 code for a protein of 245 amino acids.